AUGGAGCUGCUGGGCCCCAUGGCUUCUGGAGACUCGAUCAACGGCAGCACGCCGGAAGGGAAACUGAGUCCCUUCAACCCCGAGCUACUGAACAUGACGGCCGAGGAACUGCGCGUGAGAUUCCUGGGUCCCCGCCGGUCGGGUUUCUUCAUUCCCAUCUGCACUACUUACCUACUGAUUUUUGUGGUGGGGUCCGUGGGCAACAUUAUCACUUGCUUGGUGAUCGUCCAGCACCGCUUCAUGCGGACGCCCACCAACUAUUACCUGUUCAGCUUGGCCAUCUCGGACCUCCUGGUGCUCCUCCUUGGCAUGCCGUUGGAGAUCUACGAGAUGUGGAGCAACUACCCCUUCCUCUUAGGAGCCGGUGGCUGCUGCUUCAAGACCCUACUCUUCGAGGCCGUGUGCUUUGCGUCCAUCCUCAAUGUGACGGCCCUCAGCGUGGAACGCUACAUUGCCGUGGUCCACCCGCUCAAAGCCAAGUACGUGGUGACCAAAAACCACGCCCAGAAGGUCAUCCUCAUGGUUUGGAUCUUCUCCAUCAUCUGUUCCAUCCCAAACACCAGCCUACACGGGAUACAGACUCUCUACGUGCCCGGAUGGGGUGUAGUUCCCGAUUCAGAUACCUGCACUCUGGUGAAGUCCCCCUUGGUCUACAACCUCCUCAUCCAGGUCACUACCAUUAUCUUCUUCUUCAUCCCCAUGGCCGUCAUCAGCGUCCUCUAUCUGCUCAUCGGCCUUCAGCUGCGGAAGGAGAAGCUGCUGGAGGCCCUGGAGGCCAAAACGGGAAGCCGCUCCGACUACCACAGCGUCCGUCUCCAGCAGAAGAAAGCUCGGCGGAGGCAGGUGACCAAUAUGUUGUUCAUGCUGGUGGUGGUGUUUGGCAUCUGCUGGGCCCCCUUCCACACCGACCGGCUCGUCUGGAGCUUCGUCACUCACUGGACGGACCAGAUGCAGCACAUGUUCCAGUACGUUCACAUCCUCUCGGGGGUCUUCUUCUACCUGAGCUCGGCCGCCAACCCCAUCCUCUACAACCUGAUGUCCAGCCGCUUCCGCGAGAUGUUCAAGGACGUGAUGUGCCGCAGGCGGUCCCGGAGAUGGAGGUCCCACAAGCGUUCGCCCAGCAGCCUGCGCACCACCGUGCGCACCACCGUUUUGGAACACGUCCCAGGAAGCCAUGGGCUGCCCCUCUCUGAUAUGGAGGACAACGAAGGGGCCCCAGUAGGAGACAACAUGGAUGAAUGAGAAGACCCCGUAUCUCUGAGGGCUUUCCCAACGGGUCAAUCUCGUCGGGGGGCCUUCAUGCAAGGAGGCGAAAGCUGGUGGCUACAAUUACAGGAAGUCCUCGACUUACAACAGUUCGUUUACAAACGGCACUGCAAAAAGCGACUCAUGACCGUUUUCCACACUUACAACCGUUGUCGCGUGAUCAAAAUUCGGACCCUUGGCAACAGACUCACAUUUAUGACGGUUUCAAUGUCACUGUUGUGUCUCGCCCAAUCUCACCACAGCCGGGGCCUGCUUAUCUGCUUCCGAACGCUGAAGAAUGUCCUAGUAUGCCUCCCGGCCCCAGCCCUGGCUCCAUGCCCAGACAGGCUGAAGAGGAGGAAGUACCUCCAGCCCCCAGCUCUGGCUCCAUGCCCAGGCAAACGGAGCAACUAGACC
This is a messenger RNA of Ahaetulla prasina, 1662 nucleotides long. RefSeq names its product neuromedin U receptor 1 (gene NMUR1). The transcript is spliced from 2 exons. The record is from RefSeq and is a predicted model, not a curated record. Gene Ontology annotation, molecular function: neuromedin U receptor activity. Lineage: Eukaryota; Metazoa; Chordata; Lepidosauria; Squamata; Colubridae. Gene Ontology annotation, biological process: G protein-coupled receptor signaling pathway. Gene Ontology annotation, cellular component: plasma membrane. The coding region runs from base 1 to 1242 and encodes 413 amino acids.